AUGAGCGACCAAGCGUCGAAUGAGAGCGGUGGUGGUGGAGGCGGCACCAACUCUGACUCGAACAGUGCUGCUGAGCCAUCCACUGACCAACUGGCUAUGGAGUCUUCCGAGCGAGAGACACCUAGUCAUGCUUACAACGGCCCACCGCCACCUGUACCGCCCCCUCACAACAGGAGACAAAAUCCGCCCCAUCUUCAGACGCAUCAUGCAUUAGGGAUGCCGCGAAUACCCAAUCAUCACCAAAUUCAUUCGAAGCCUUUUGCUCUCGGGCCACCGGUGAACCACAUGAAGAACGACUUAGGGCCAGGAUUCCGUGGUCCUCCCCCACAGCAGGCCCCGCCUGCCGACUCACAAACUGCUGCAAGCGACAAAGUCUUCAGCGGAGCCGGUGAUGUGUGGCCAGCGCCUGCACCUGAUAUGCCUAAAAUAGUCUCCCUUGACGUAAAAUGUGAAAAGAAUGCCAUGCGGGUCUUUCUCAGUUUUGACAAACCUUUCUUUGGAAUUGUUUUCUCGAAAGGACAUUACUCCAAUCAUCAAUGCGUACACUUGCCUCCGAACUUAGGAAGAACAUCCGCUUCGUUUGAAAUUGGUGCCCAUGCUUGUGGCACUGCCGGUAGCGGAGACCCAAGGUACAGGGGAGACGUCGCAGCCGCUGGAACCUACUUUGAAAAUGUCAUUGUGAUACAGUACGAUCCUCAAGUACAAGAGGUUUGGGAUCAGGCUAGAAAGCUACGAUGCACUUGGCACGAUCAAUAUGAGAAAGCUGUUACGUUCCGUCCAUUCCCAGUUGACAUGCUUGAUGUGGUACGAGCAGACUUUGCCGGAGAUAAUGUUGGUUGCUGGAUGCAAAUCCAAGUUGGAAAAGGACCAUGGGCCUCAGAAGUAUCUGGAUUGGUGAAAAUCGGACAAACUAUGACCAUGGUGCUUGCUAUUAAAGACGAUGAUGCGAAGUUCGAUAUGUAUCGUUGUCCUGAGCAAUGUUCUGACGGAGGUCACAAUUUAAUAGCUCAACAUGUUGAGUAUGGUCCUCCACAAAUUGACUCCUAUCCGCGACACUUGGAGCCCUUC
This is a messenger RNA of Iphiclides podalirius (scarce swallowtail), 1068 nucleotides long. Lineage: Eukaryota; Metazoa; Arthropoda; Insecta; Lepidoptera; Papilionidae. The record is from the annotation of a GenBank genome assembly.